This is a messenger RNA of Trichomycterus rosablanca, 1486 nucleotides long. RefSeq names its product trigger factor-like. Gene Ontology annotation, biological process: chromosome condensation. The record is from RefSeq and is a predicted model, not a curated record. Gene Ontology annotation, molecular function: DNA binding; structural constituent of chromatin. Bases 65 to 1267 code for a protein of 400 amino acids. Lineage: Eukaryota; Metazoa; Chordata; Actinopteri; Siluriformes; Trichomycteridae. The transcript is spliced from 2 exons.
AGAGCAGAGACAAGCAGGGAAAGAGAAUUGUACACGUCUACUAGACAUCCUGAAUACGUUCAGCAUGUGGAAUCCUUUGCCAGUUUUCCAGCUGGAACCGAUCACAUCACCUCAUUUACGGUUCAUGGACUACAAAGAAGUCGGUGGUUUUCAUGCUGCCGAGUCCUUGUGGUGUGACCCUGAAGAGGCCGGACUCUGUGGAGGCGAUGCAGGUGUCAGACGAAGCACUGACUAUAAAGCCGUGGCCGAUGGUUUCUACAACUGCUUCACUGAGGGCCCCAAGCAGCACUUUGGAACAUGUGGGGACACCAUUGCCUUCAACAAGCCAAGACCUGCUCCAACGGUCAGUCCUCCAUCAAUACAGCUGCCUCUGGGUCCUUAUGAAGCCAUGCUCCUUCAGGAGGAAUCUGAACAUGGUGAUGAAAGUUCACUCCUGUCCUACCCAGACGAGGAACAGUGUGAAGAGCAGAACGAUGGCAUUACUGUUGCCACCAAAGGCUGGUUAAGGCUACGCGACCUUAUUCGUAGCCUCAGCGAGUCCUCCCUAGAUGAGAUUCAAACCAUCCUACAGCAGGCAGAUACCCAGCAGAGUUUCUCAGCUGGACAUGUUUCAGAUCUGGACAAAACGUUCUCCUCAGGUGAACCCACAGGAGCCAUCCUGUGCUGUCCUUCACAGCAGGCAGAUAUACUAAGUGGUCUCACUGGUGCCUCCAAAAACGUCUGCAAACGACACCAGCAGCAAGACGACGACGAUGAUGGUGAGCUAGCUCCUCCACCCGCAAAGAAGCCCAAGUGGAGUCAGAGCUCCUCACCUAUAACGGCAAGUUCCUUCAGCCGAAAGUGCCUCAGCCAAAGUCCUGCAGCCAAACAUCCUGCAGCUAGAGGUCCUGCAGCCAAACAUACUGCAGCCAAACAUCCUGCAGCUAGAGGUCCUGCAGCCAAACAUCCUGCAGCCAAACAUUCUGCAGCCAAACAUCCUGCAGCCAAAUAUACUGCAGCCAAACAUCCUGCAGCCAAACAUCCUGCAGCUAGAGAUCCUGCAGCCAAAGAUCCUGCAGCCAAAGAUCCUGCAGCUAGAGGUCCUGAAGCCAAACAUCCUGCAGCCAAACAUCCUGCAGCUAGAGGUCCUGCAGCCAAACAUCCUGCAGCUAGGGGUCCUGCAGUCAAACAUCCUGUAGCCAAACAUCCUGCAGCCAAAGAUCCUGCAGCUAGAGAUCCUGCAGCCAAAGAUCCUGCAGCCAAAGAUCCUGCAGCCAAACUCUUUUAGCUAAAACUUCUUUACGGUCUUUUUCUUUCUAUUUUUUUCUCCCUGUUCGGUUCUUCCAAAGGUUCUUCAGCUAAAGGUCCUUUGGCCAAAAGUCCUUUGCAGUCUUCUUUCUUUCUCUCUAUUUUUCUUACUUUUUGGUUCUUCCGUUGGUCCUUCAGCCAAAAGUCUCCCCCUCUCUCUCUCUUAAGAAAUGAUUGAAAAUAAAUGUAAGAGCAUCUA